Molecule: messenger RNA, 1047 nt
Organism: Kickxella alabastrina
Lineage: Eukaryota; Fungi; Kickxellomycota; Kickxellomycetes; Kickxellales; Kickxellaceae
Product: casein kinase II subunit alpha
Exons: 1
Coding region: 1-1047 (348 amino acids)
Biological process (GO): regulation of transcription by RNA polymerase III; protein phosphorylation; regulation of transcription by RNA polymerase I
Cellular component (GO): cytosol; nucleus; protein kinase CK2 complex
Molecular function (GO): protein serine/threonine kinase activity; ATP binding
Source: RefSeq, a predicted model, not a curated record
AUGCAGGGAAACCAGAGUGAGCCGCGCAUCAACGAUGCUGGGCAAAUUGUCACUAUCUCGCGCGUGUACGCCGAUGCCAACGCCAAGAUGCCCAAUGCGUACUGGGACUACGAAAACCUGGAGGUCGAGUGGGGAAGCCAGGAGAGCUAUGAGAUCAUCCGCAAGAUCGGGCGCGGCAAGUACUCCGAGGUAUUUGAGGGAAUCAACGUGGCCAAUGACCAGUCGUGUGUGAUCAAGGUGCUGAAGCCCGUCAAGAAGAAGAAGAUCAAGCGCGAGAUCCAAAUUAUGCAGAACUUGUCCGGCGGCACCAACAUUAUCCAGCUGUACGACGUGGUCCGGGAUCAGCACUCGAAGACGCCAUCGUUGAUUUCGGAGUACGUGAACAAUACGGACUUUAAGGUCCUGUAUCCCAUGUUUACCGACUUUGAUGUGCGCUACUAUAUCUACGAGCUGUUGAAGGCGCUGGACUUUGCACACUCGCGCGGCAUCAUGCACCGCGAUGUCAAGCCGCACAACGUGAUGAUUGACCACGAGAAGCGCACGCUGCGUCUGAUUGACUGGGGGCUUGCUGAGUUCUACCACCCGGGCACGGACUACAACGUGCGGGUGGCGUCGCGGUACUUUAAGGGGCCCGAGCUGCUGGUCGACUACAUGCCCUACGACUACUCUCUUGAUAUGUGGAGCCUGGGUUGCAUGUUUGGCAGCAUGAUUUUCCGCAAGGAGCCGUUCUUCCAUGGCCACGACAACUACGACCAGUUGGUGAAGAUCGCCAAGGUCCUGGGCACGGACGAUCUGUUGGCGUAUCUGAAGAAGUACAAUAUCGAGCUAGACACCCACUACAACAAGAUUAUGGGUGCGUACCCGCGGAAGAGCUGGCACAAGUUUGUCACGAUCGAGAACCAGCGCUUUGUGUCGCCCGAGGCGAUCGACUUCCUCGACCGGCUACUGCGCUAUGACCAUAUGGAGCGCCUAACGGCCAAGGAGGCCAUGUCCCACCCGUAUUUCGACCCAGUCAGACAGAAGGCCGAGGAAAGCAUCGCACAGUGA